UAGUCGGCGUAACGCGUAACCUUGCACAAUUUUCCCAUGUCGACCGAUAAACGUUUAAUAAAAUGAAAUAUUUACUUUUUGGAUAAGUAACUCGCACAGAUGGACGCCGUAAGCUUUUUAAUUGGAGUAGGUCUUAUUCAUUGUUGUUUAUUCUUCUUCAAUGUCCUCUUCAGAUCAUGUUCGCACUAUCCCUACCUUUACUUCCUACAAAAUACGGGUUUGGACAUUCAAGUAUUGCAAAUUAAAUGGUAUACCACUGCUUUUAACAGAAUGAUCGUUAAAUGGGUAAUGGACCGUUUAAAAUUUUGGUCAGCGUGGUUUAACAUUGGAGUUAUUAUAAGCAUUAUUCUGGUUCCUGUUUCAUUUUUGAUGGUCAUGAAAAUGUCAUUUGAUUUAUUAUUUGGUGGAUCUGCCCAGGGUGACAAGAAUUCAGUAAUAAUAUUAGAACCAAUGUUGCCAGGUGUAAACAUGCCAUUUAAUGACAUCGGAUAUUAUACACUGACACUUGCUGUAUGCAUUGUAGUGCACGAAUUAGGACAUGCACUAGCUGCAGCUAGAGAAGAUGUACAAGUAUAUGGAAUGGGAAUAGGUUUGAUUUACAUCGUUCCAAUGGCUUAUACUGAUAUAAACAAGGAACAGUUAGCUGCCCUGCCAGUGUGUAACAAAUUACGUGUAAUUUGUGCUGGUAUCUGGCACAAUGUUUUCCUUGCUUUGGUAGUUACCAUAGUUCUUAUUGUAACAACUUGGAUGUGGACUCCAUUUUACACUAUAGGAUCUGGAAUAUCGGUCAAAGCCAUUACCCAUAAUUCACCGCUAUUGGGACCAUCUGGUCUUCUGGUUCAAGAUGUAAUAUACAAAGUAAACGAUUGUGUGGUAAAAGACAAGGAUGACUGGUAUCAGUGCAUUCUAAAUGCAGUGCGGCAACCCACUUCUGGAUACUGCAUCGCUCAAAAGAUUUUUCAGGAGUAUGAUGAGUCAGUUCCAGCUAAACACAUGUCUAAUGGAGCAGUAAAUUGUUGCAGUGCUGACAGUGAAAUAAAUGGCAGUUUGUGUUUCGAAUAUGUGGAAGGUACACAAGUUGCUCCUUUACAGUUGCCAUUACAUUCUUGUCUUCCUGCUAGAAUUAUUGCUGACCAAUCACAGAAAUUCUGUCAGUCAAGUCAGCAUUGUUCUUCACUAGGUACAUACUGUAUGAGACCUUCCUUGGAUAAUGUCACUAAAGUGGUACAAAUCAAAAGACAGGAAGGAAAAGAUGUGCUUUUUUUUGGAUACCCUGGUGAUAUUUAUCGUACUGUGGAUGUUUCUGACUGGAUUCCCAAAUACAAUAUCUUACACUCAGAAGUUCCAGAAACGUUGGCACUUUUCUGCAAAUACAUUAUUGCAUUUUCAGCAGGUUUGGCUAUUAUCAAUGCUGUACCUUGUUUCUGUUUCGAUAGUGAAUACAUUACAAAUACUUUAACACAUUAUUUACUUAAAUCUGUCAUACGUCAUAAAAGUCUUCGUCAUGCUAUAGCAUUGACAAUAACAUGCAUGGGUAGUAUCUUAUUUGGCAUCAAUGCUGUACAUAUGUUUAUUAAUAAAGUUAUAUAGGUUAUUCAUAAAUGUAAUCUCUAUUUUAUUAUAUUUUCUCUAAUAAUAUAUAUGUAUAUACAUAUAUUUAUAUACAUAAAUGAAUC
Molecule: messenger RNA, 1676 nt
Organism: Orussus abietinus
Lineage: Eukaryota; Metazoa; Arthropoda; Insecta; Hymenoptera; Orussidae
Gene: S2P
Product: membrane-bound transcription factor site-2 protease
Exons: 6
Coding region: 100-1590 (496 amino acids)
Biological process (GO): regulation of response to endoplasmic reticulum stress; membrane protein intracellular domain proteolysis
Cellular component (GO): membrane; cytoplasm
Molecular function (GO): metalloendopeptidase activity
Source: RefSeq, a predicted model, not a curated record